Camelina sativa (false flax) is the source of this 441-nucleotide messenger RNA. The record is from RefSeq and is a predicted model, not a curated record. NCBI's taxonomy places the organism in Eukaryota, Viridiplantae, Streptophyta, Magnoliopsida, Brassicales, Brassicaceae.
UUCGAAUUAACAUUCUUGCAGUUUGUGGGACUACACAAAUAUUGUGAUGAAUUUUCUUUGUGGAGGGCGCACAGUACAUGGUCCCCAUACUUGCAACUUUGAUUGGCUCCAGUAUUUUGAUGUUGUGAUCACUGGCAGUGCAAAACCGGGUUUCUUCCAUGAAGAGAGCCGUGCUAACCUUUUUGAGGUGGAACCUCAGUCUGGAAUGCUUAGUAAUACUGAUAAUGGAACACCUAUGGCUCAGGUGGGAGAUCCUUCACCAAAAAUUUUACUGAAGAGUAAAGAUAAAGGUUGUCGAGUUUUUCAAGGUGGAAAUGUUGGGCAUCUUCACAGUUUGCUCUCCAUUGAGUCAAGUUCACAGGUUGUGCGCACUAGCUACUUCUCAAAGAAAGAUUUGCUUGCUCUUGAUUAGAAGUAUCAGUGUAUUAUGAAAUGACAGAU